UAAAAAUAACAAAACUUUUGAUUAUUAUAACAUGGUUGUGCGUGUUUGUCUAGAUUUUUGUGUCAAAAUGAGGUGAUUGUGGGUGAAAAACAAUGGUUGGUGUUGAAAUGAUAAUUUACAUUGAUUAUUUACUAUUAGGCAUAUUGGUGUUCCUCUCGGUGUUCGCAUGCAGUUACUGCAUCUUCCGCGUCUACCAGCUCAGGAGGAAUGGGCAGCUAUCGUCUACCAAUUUCGGUGCGGUGCUGAGGCCCACAAAAGUGAUGUUCUCACACAGACAAGAAGGAGAGAGCGAGCAGUUACGCACCGUUGUGGCGUAUCGAAACCCGUUCACGGGAGACUACUGCGUGGCCAAGAGCCGAGAGCCCCAGGGCUUCGUGAACGCGCCGCCGGAGUCCCCCGACAGCGGGCUCUCCGACGAGUACGAGCCGCUGCACCUGGAGCCGUGUGCGCAGGUCAACCUGCCUGACGGGAGUGACUUGGACAAGCUUGUCCGUAGAGAAGAGAAUCUGAAGGUCCCAGAGGAGCCGAUCUACGACAACAGCGUAAAUAAAUCGUGGAAUUGGAACUACAAAGAGUAUCAAAUAUAACUCAAUUACACCUAAGUAUUAAUUAAUGUAUUUUAUAUUUAGAAAAUCUUGUAUGAGAUUUUUAAUUUGUGCCAAAAACAAGAUAAAAUGUAGGUACUUAUUGCAUUGAGACAAAGCGGUCAAUAAACGCGAUUUACUUUUGUUGAGCAUCAAAAUAUUUCUAAAAUAAUUUUGUUGUCCGCAGCUCCGAGCGCGGUAGCUUAUGUUUGACCUCGGGUCAUUUACUAAAUCUAUUCCAAUUUCAUGAAAAUCGGCCCAGAGCGAGAUAGCCGAAAAAGAGAGAGAGACAACAUUUGCAACCAUAAUAUGAAUGAACUAAUAUAAAGGUACAUGUAAAAAACUUAACUUACUCUUGUAACUUGUGUUUUGGGUAACUGUUAAUUUGAUAGCCUUUGUUAACGUUAUGAAAUUCAAAUUAUAAAUAACGUUAAAUAAUGUUAUAUCCUUUAAGUACCUAACAAUCUGUAAAGAAAGUGACUAAAAUUACCAAUUUAAGUUUUUUGUUAUUACAAUUUAAUUGUCAUCCAAACUAAACGGGUGAAUGGUUGAAAUUUUACUUGAUACUUGCAAGUAUGGCCCACAGUACACACUAAUAAUAAUUAUAACAGCAAGUUAAAUCACAGGUUGUAAACAGAGCUAGGUAAAUAAUUGCUUGUAAAUAUAAAGGAGCUAUUAAAUCAGUGACUUGACCUCAUAAUUUUAUCUCUUAAAAUAUUCCAAUUUAGAAAAUCGAUCAAUAUUUUUCCGGUGCUAUUCACGACAUAAAUAUUAAUAUUAAUUAUUCUGUACGAUAUCACCAACUCAUGACUUUGUGAUUGGUAGGUAAUAUGUUAUUAUAAAAGUAUAUUAUGAAAUUAGUGACGUAAUUUUACGAGCCAAUGUGUUAAAAUAUUUAACCAUAUUAUAUGAAGAGUAUUUUUAUUAAUUUCGUUAAACGUAAUAUGAUAAUUUUAAUUAUUCACGGUUGUUGAUAAUUGUUUUUGAAAAUUAAUAAAAUAAUGAAU
This is a messenger RNA of Plodia interpunctella (Indianmeal moth), 1591 nucleotides long. RefSeq lists its product as uncharacterized. The transcript is spliced from 5 exons. The record is from RefSeq and is a predicted model, not a curated record. The coding region runs from base 93 to 587 and encodes 164 amino acids. NCBI's taxonomy places the organism in Eukaryota, Metazoa, Arthropoda, Insecta, Lepidoptera, Pyralidae.